AUGGAGGUUGCGGCAGGUGCGAUGAGUCCCCUCCUCCGCAAGCUCGGCGACCUGCUCGUCGACGAGUACAACCUAGAAAACAGAGUGAAGAAAGGAAUCCAGUCACUGGAGACAGAGCUGUCAUUUAUGCACUCCGCACUCCACAAGGUGGGCGAGAUGCCAUCUCACGAGCUCGACCCACAGGUCUGCAUCUGGGCAGACAAGGUGAGGGAGCUGUCCUAUGAAAUCGAAGACGCUGUCGAUGCUUUCAUGGUGCGCGUGGAGGAGGAGGGCUGUCACCAUGCUGGCCCAAUCAACACCAAGAAGAGAGUUAAGGAGUUCCUUAAACGAGCCACCAAAUUGUUCCGCAAGGGAAAGGGUCUGCAUCAGAUCUCCAGUGCCAUCGAGGAAGCUCAAGAUCUUGCUAAACAGUUGGCCGAGCUACGUCAAAGGUAUGGGCUUGAAAUGCAGGGCACGAAGGCUGGUUCUACUAUUGACCCUCGUCUGACAGCUAUGUACAAAGAUGUGACAGAGCUUGUUGGUAUUGCCAACCCUUGUGACAAGAUGAUCACGAUGCUGAAGAUAGAGGGCGAUGAGGGUUCGAAGAAAGGAUUGAAGGUAGUCUCGGUCGUUGGAUUUGGCAGGUUGGUUAAGACAACUCUUGCCAAAGCAGUGUAUGAUAGGAUUAAAGCACGAUUUCUAUGUGCAGCUUUUGUUUCUGUGUCCCGGAAUCCUGAUGUGAGUAGAGUUUUCAAGGAUAUGCUCUAUGAGCUCGACAAGGUCCAGUUUGGGCACAUUCAUAAUGCAAGCAUGCAUGAAAAGCAGCUUAUUGACAAACUACGAGAAUUCCUUGAGAACAAAAGCUAUCUCAUCGUGAUAGAUGACAUAUGGGAUGACAAAGCCUGGAAAUUUAUCAAGUGUGCUUUUUCUGAGAACAAUCACUGUUGUCGACUAAUCACAACAACCCGUAUAGCCAGUGUUGUGGAAGCAUGCUGCUCUUCAACUCAUGAUAUAAUUUAUAGAAUGGAUCCUCUUAAUGAUGAGGACUCCAGAAGGCUCUUUCAUAAACGGAUAUUUUCUCAUGGAAAAGUGUGCCCUAAUGAAUUGGCUCAAAUAUCUAUAGACAUCUUGAAGAAAUGUGGCGGGGUACCACUGGCCAUCAUUACUAUAGCAAGUCUUUUGGUUGUUAAUCAACGGAUAAAAUCAAUUGAUCAAUGGUAUGCGUUGCUUAAAUUGAUCGGUCGGGGACUUGAAGGAGAUGCUUGUGUGGAGGACAUGCAAAGGAUAUUGUCAUUCAGCUAUUACGAUCUACCUUCUCAUUUGAAGACUUGUUUAUUAUAUUUAAGUGUAUUCCCGGAAGAUUACGUGGUCGCGCGAGAUCGGUUAAUAUGGAGAUGGAUUGCCGAAGGUUUUGUCCAAGGUGGAAAACAAGAAACUAGUUUGUAUGAUCUCGGGGAGAGUUAUUUCAAUGAACUUAUAAAUAGAGGCCUGAUCCAGCCUGUAGACAUUGAUAUUGAUGGAAGGGCGAAAGCUUGUCAUGUUCAUGAUAUGGUGCUCGAUCUCAUUUGUUCACUCUCAAUAAAAGACAACUUUCUUACCAUAUUGGAUGGUAUUAAGCGGAACAAGCCUAAUUCACAAAGCAAGAUUCGCAGGCUAUCUAUUCAAAAUACCAUGGUAGAACCCACCACCGUUCAGCUUGAUACUAGGACCAUGCCACAAGUGCGAUCUGUUACUCUCUUUCCUUCUGCUAUUGAUCAGAUGCCGUCUCUUUCAUGCUUCCAAGUUCUUCAUGUAUUGGAUUUGGAAUACUGCGAUCUCAGAGAGAUUGGCCAUAAGAUUAACAUGAGGUGUGUCGUGAAUUUAUUACACCUAAGGUAUCUAGGGCUAAGAAGUACAUAUGUUAGUGAGCUUCCGAAGGAAAUUGGAAAGCUACAGUUUCUGCAAACAUUGGACUUAGUAGAAACUGGUCUAAAAGAGUUGGUGCCAAGUAUUGUUCAGCUACAACAUCUGAUGUGCAUACACUUUGAUAAGUAUACAAAACUACCACUUGGAAUGGGGAACCUGACAUCCCUAGAAGAGCUGAGUGAACUCCAUGUGGACCGUUAUUCCUCGGGCAUUGUGGAAGAGCUUAGUCAUCUCAUUGAGCUGAGGGUGCUCCGAAUUAAUUUUGAAGAAUCUGAUGAGAGCCAGGAUAAAGAUUUUGUAGAGGCCCUAGGCAAUCUGCGCAAAUUGCAAAGUCUAGAUAUUGAUGGUAAUGAUGGAUGUGUGGAUCUCCUACGGGAAGGCUGGGUGCCCCCUCAACAAUUACGUAGACUGGCGGUGUUGAAUGGAAAGGACAACAGGUUCUUGACACUGCCAGCGUGGAUUAAGCCUUCAUCACUGCCACUCCUCUCAUACCUGAAGUUCGGGCCAAGGAUGUUCAGAUCAUGGGGAUGCUGCCAUGUCUUCGUUAUCUCAUGCUCGGGGCGUGGCGCCGGAUAG
Messenger RNA from Triticum turgidum subsp. durum (durum wheat), 2460 nucleotides. The record is from the annotation of a GenBank genome assembly. Lineage: Eukaryota; Viridiplantae; Streptophyta; Magnoliopsida; Poales; Poaceae.